AUGCAGGCGCAUCUUCUGAAGUUCAACAUUCCUGAGGAACGGCUAGUCACGCGCCGCCUUCCCUUCGUGGGCAUCGAACGUUUGACGCAGGCAGGCGGGCAGUUGGGAAUGAAGGGUCAGGUCCUCGACAUGCCCAUUGACGUGCAGGAGACAGUUCAAAGUCCUUCACGUGACGUCGACAACCACAUUGCUGACGAAGCACACAUCAAGCGCCACGGGGGCAUAUAUGAAAAACGUCUCGCCCUGCUAGUUUUGGACCUCAAGACUGGCAGUCUUUAUCCGGACAAGAAGUACGUGGCAGGCGUCGAUAUUGCGAAAAAGCUCCUGCAUCAUCUGUGGCUUGGAGUCCCUGACAAGAAGGCGAUGAACGUCCUGCUGGCAGUACCCAGCAUCGACGAUGGAGAAUUGUUCCGAGGAGCGGUACUUACCAUCCAUCGCCAAAGGCCCGACAUGAUCGACAAGAUAGGAUUCGACAUCACCAACAACGAGGACCUGACCACUAUUGAGAAGAUGUACCGGCAACUCGGCAUACGAGGUCAUCGGUGGCAAGGAGACGGUGUCAGCAACUGCGUCUCUUUCUUUCGACCUGCCGACAGGAUGAACAGCAUCGUCGAUAACCGCGACGCGGGACAAUCAUCCGCCUUCGUCGAGAAAGCUUACCAGUGGACCAUCGAUAUUCCGCAGCAGCUCCGACUGUCGCUCAGGUGCGAAUGACUCUUUGUUUGUUGAUCGAGCAGUUUAGGGGUUCUUUUAAACUCAU
Dermacentor andersoni is the source of this 760-nucleotide messenger RNA. NCBI's taxonomy places the organism in Eukaryota, Metazoa, Arthropoda, Arachnida, Ixodida, Ixodidae. The record is from RefSeq and is a predicted model, not a curated record.